AAUGUCGAUAAAGUAACGUCCAUAAAUGGAAACCGACAUGAAGAAACUUAUCGAGCGUAGUUAUUUCAGAUAUAUUUGUUGAUGUGCAACCUAACCUAUUAUUUAAAAAUUGGCGCCAGCAAAGCAGCUUUCGUCGAAAAUUUGUCCAAGAAUUUUUUAAAAAAGUCACCGAAUAAUGUUUCAGCUUCUUCAUAUGUUUUCGUCCAACAAUAGAUGUUAAAGCUACUUAUCAUUUUCUCUAGAUGAAAAAUUAAUAACAAUUCCGAGCAACAUGUGUACACCAGCGAAGAUUAGAAAAUUAGACGAAAUUGUGGUGAACAGAAUCGCGGCUGGAGAGAUAAUCCAAAGGCCAGCAAACGCGUUAAAGGAAUUAAUAGAGAAUAGUUUGGAUGCUAAAGCGACAAACAUACAAAUCACUACAAAAGAAGGAGGCUUGAAGCUACUACAGAUACAGGAUAAUGGUACUGGUAUCCGGAAAGAAGACAUGGAUAUUGUAUGCGAGAGAUUCACUACAAGCAAGUUGCAAAAGUUCGAGGAUCUCAAUGCUCUUACAACAUUUGGAUUUCGAGGUGAAGCUCUAGCCAGCAUCAGUCACAUAGCCCUUCUUGCUAUCACGACGAAAACAGCAGAUGAAAAAUGCGCUUAUAAGGCAUCAUAUAUUAACAGUAAACUGAAAGCACCUCCAGUACCUUGCGCUGGAAAUCAAGGUACUGUAAUAACUAUAGAGAAUUUGUUCUACAAUGUGGCGACACGUAGAAAGGCUUUGUCCAAUCCAUCAGAAGAGUUUACCAAGAUCACAGAAGUGGUUAUGAGAUAUGCUGUGCACAAUCCAACGGUAGGAUUUACAUUGAAAAAACAUGGCGAGCCAAGCCCACAGCUCCGAACGCCGCAUAAUUCAACAAAACAAAGUAAUAUAAGAAUAUUAUAUGGCAACCCAGUUGCUCGAGAACUAUUGGAAGUUGAGCUCGAUGAUAAGGAUUAUAAAUUUAAGAUGCACGGUUUAGUGACGAAUCCGAAUUAUACAAACAAACGAAUGGUGAUGUUGCUGUUUAUCAAUAAUCGAUUAGUCGAUUCCAAUUCGAUCCGUAAGAUGUUAGAAGAAGUGUACUCUGUAUAUCUUCCGAAAAAGGCCCAUCCGUGGUGUUAUAUAUCUUUGGAUAUUAACCCGCAAAAUAUUGAUGUUAAUGUACACCCGACAAAACACGAGGUCCGAUUUCUUCACGAAGACGUAAUAAUCGAAAGAAUGAAAUUCGCCUUGGACGAAAGACUGACCGGUAACAGUGCGUCCAGGACGUUUUACUUGCAAGCCAGAUUACCGAAAGUGGACAUUACAAAAGAAGUCCUGGAGGAAGUAUUGCCUGACUAUAACAAAGGGAAUAUAGAUAAAGCAAAGAAAGUCUAUGCUAAAGAGAUGGUUAGGACAGAUUCGUCUGAUCAGAAACUUGAUAAAUUUAACUUUACUAUACAUUCUGCUGUUCAACAACGUGAUAGUGAUAGUAACACUUUGAUAGAAAAAUCAAUACAUAGUUUAGAAAAAGAUAUACCUGACGUUAUUAUAGAAAACCCAUCGGUUGACGAUAAACAUCAAGAGAAAGACAUGAACUUGAAUGUAGAUACCACAAAACAUGAUUUUACAAUACAUGUAGAAAAGACUUCAAUCGAUGCUGGUUCAACACAUUGGAGCGAUAUAAUAAAUACUACAACUUUGGCUUCAUCAGACUCGCAAAAUACAUGCGAUCCAAGUAGUUCCAUGCAAAAAGAAAAUAUUCGUUCAGAGAACAUUACGUACGAUAUCUCAGAAUUUCUAUCAGACUUGGAUGACAUAGUGGAUGACCCUACGGAAGAUAAACCUGUAGAUGUUAUAGCCGAUAGAGCCCGUAAGCAAGUGUAUAAGUAUUUUGGAAAUAGGGACAUUAUUGAAAAUACACAGAAAAAUUCGGAAAAAGAGAAAGAGCAGACACCAGAUGAUAACGAGAAAGAGGAGGAAAAUUCAGUACCCAACACAAGUCAAUCUGAAGAAAUACUUUCAGCUGAGGGAAACGCUUUUACGGAUGAGUCUCCAAAGUCUACAAACCAAUUUAAGUCUUACUCUGUAAAUAACUUUAGACACGAAGUGAAGUUAACCAGUAUAUUGAAAUUACGUAAGGAAGUUGAAGAUGAAUGUCACGAAGGAUUGAGAAACAUUCUGGCUAACUUGAUAUUCGUUGGUUGCAUCGAUCAAACUUCAGCUCUAAUACAAAGCGGAGUGAAUUUGUAUAUAUGCAAUACGAGAAAAUUAGCAGAGGAACUUUUUUAUGAGAUCAUGCUUUACGAUUUUGCAAAUUUUGCUGUCAUCAAAUUUUCAGAGCGAAUAUCACUGUUUGAUUUAGCAAUGAUUGCUUUAGACUCGGGAGAAACUGGAUGGACAGAAGAGGACGGACCAAAAGAGGAAUUGGCGGCGAGAGUAAAGGAGCUACUUUUAGAGAAGGCAGACAUGAUGAAUGAAUAUUUUUCUAUUGUUAUGGAUAAAGUAGGAAACUUAAGAUCAUUACCCGUAUUAUUAGAUAAAUAUUUUCCAUAUGAAGCGGAAAUUCCAUUGUAUAUAAUGCGACUAGCAACGGAAGUUGAAUGGAGAAAGGAACAACUUUGCUUCCAAAAUAUCUGUCGAGAAACAGCAAAAUUUUACAGCUACAUUAAUCCGAAGCAUCAGACACACGAUUGGAAAUAUAUAACUGAACAUGUUUUAUAUCCCGCAAUUAAAGAAAGUUUACUUCCACCAAAACAUUUUGCUCAUGAUUCAACAAUAUUACAAAUAGCUAGUUUACCUGAUUUGUAUAAAGUAUUCGAAAGAUGUUAAAUUAUGCUACUUUAUAGAUUUUAUAGAUACAAAAA
This is a messenger RNA of Pogonomyrmex barbatus (red harvester ant), 2871 nucleotides long. It is a transcript of the gene Mlh1, whose product is annotated as DNA mismatch repair ATPase Mlh1. The record is from RefSeq and is a predicted model, not a curated record. Gene Ontology annotation, molecular function: mismatched DNA binding; ATP-dependent DNA damage sensor activity; ATP binding. Gene Ontology annotation, biological process: mismatch repair. Gene Ontology annotation, cellular component: MutLalpha complex. Lineage: Eukaryota; Metazoa; Arthropoda; Insecta; Hymenoptera; Formicidae.